Hydractinia symbiolongicarpus is the source of this 1903-nucleotide messenger RNA. Its product is annotated as protein Wnt-2b-A-like. The transcript is spliced from 5 exons. Gene Ontology annotation, molecular function: frizzled binding; cytokine activity. Gene Ontology annotation, cellular component: extracellular region. The record is from RefSeq and is a predicted model, not a curated record. Gene Ontology annotation, biological process: multicellular organism development; cell fate commitment; canonical Wnt signaling pathway. Bases 359 to 1558 code for a protein of 399 amino acids. Lineage: Eukaryota; Metazoa; Cnidaria; Hydrozoa; Anthoathecata; Hydractiniidae.
ACUGACUGGGUUGCGAUAUGUAUUUAGAUGUGCGUGCUUUUGUCGGAAAAAAUCGCAUACUAGCAUGUAGUGUUGGUUGUUAUUUAGCGUGCCUGAAAUAGUUUCAUUGGGAGUGCUUCCUUGAGAAAAAAUUUUUUUAUAUAAGGAAACUUCCGAGAUUUUUAAAUAACUUGAAAUUUUUUGUUAUUAUGCAUGUAUGUUUUCUGUUUUUCUAACAGUCAAUGACAUGUCAAAAAUGUGUUACAUAUACGAUACAUUGUGACACAAUUUUUAUCAAUGUUAAACUUUUCGUCUUGUAUGUUGUAGACAAAAAUACUAACAAGAGGAAAUCAAUUUAUUAUAAUUAAUUUCAACAAAGAUGAAAGCAUUUGGCAGUGGACAUUCUCUUAUCGUCUUCUUAACGCUUAUUCAUCAAGUGACGACGAGUUGGUGGCUUCAAAGUUUAAGUUCACAAGUGAUAUCCAUUGGGUCGAUGGGCAGUUGCAACAAUAUAGCAGGUUUAGUGAAAGAACAGAAAGUAUUAUGCAGAAAGUAUCCAUCACUAAUGAGAGUUGUGGCAAAUGGUGCCCAUCUUGGUUUAUCAGAAUGUCAACAUCAGUUCUCUACUUCAAAAUGGAAUUGUUCUCAUGUUGAUCCAAGACAGAAAGGACUGCUCGGUUUAUUGACCAGUCAAGCCAAUAGGGAAGCUGCAUUUUUCCAAGCCAUAACAUCAGCUGGAGUUGUAGUUAAGGUCACUCAAGCAUGCAAUUCUGACAAAUACCAUCGAGCCUGCACUUGCGACUACAAAAAUGCUGGACGGAAAGGGAAAGAUUUUCAAUGGAACAGCUGCAACGAUAAUGUCAAGUUUGGCAUGACAUUUACGCAGAAAUUUCUUGAUGCACGUGAAAUUGGAAAUGAUGCAAGGGUACUCAUGAACAAACAAAACAAUCUAGCUGGAAGACUGGCUGUAAAGGAAAACGUCAAAUUGGAAUGCACGUGUCAUGGCGUUUCUGGUUCAUGCAAUGUCAAGACAUGUCGCUACACCUUAUCAGAGUUUUACCGCGUCGGAGAUCAUCUGCAUAACGCUUAUGAGAGUGCUGUUGCUGCGGUGUUGGACCAAACCCAGAACAGCUUAGUGCCGAAAAUUUCUGCCGAGAAAAUAAGAAAGCGGAAUUUAGUUUUCCUUGAAUUAUCGCCUGAUUAUUGUGUUAAAGAUUUGAAAGAAGGUACUCUUGGAGUUGCGGGAAGAAGGUGCAAUAAAACAUCACCAGGGACGGAUGGAUGCGAGAUUAUGUGCUGUGGAAUGGGAUUUCACACUAAGAAGGUUUGGGUUGAAAGUAAUUGCAACUGUUCGUUCAUUUGGUGUUGCAAGGUAAAAUGUCAAACGUGUCGCCAAGAAGUGAAACAGCAUUUCUGCAGAAGUAAAAAAAGAAGGCGGAAGUUCCGCAACCAACAAAACGACGAGCCGAGAGAAAAAAAUUUAGUCAAUAGUAUUACCGAAGAGGGCAAGCUGAUACAAAGGGAUCAGCCACAAAAACUUAAUGUUGACCUUAUUGACGACAACUACAAAAAGACAUAAAAUAAAUACAUCAGGCUAGUUUUGUCACGGUUGGUCAGUUACACUGAAACUUGGUGUGCUUUACCACAAACCAGAAAGCUUAAGCGGCUAAUUCAUGGAAAGUAAAGAAAUGACUGCUAAAUCAAAUUAGACGUCGUUUCUAUUAAAUGAUGUUGGACGCCACCUACUACGUUUUGUAGGAAUUCUGUGACGUUCAACUGGUUGACGCUCAGAAAAUCGACAUAUGAACAACUUCUACGAUACAUAUUGUGUACAGAUUUUUAAAGUUUUAUAUUGUAAAUAUGAUAGGAUGCCAUAUAUGUAUAUACUUCGACUGCAACAACAAAAUAUUCUAUUUCAGCUGUA